AUGUCUGGUGUUCAUGCAGCAGAUGUGCUUCCAGGGGAUUCUAUGGAUGAUGAACGACCCAAAUGGGACAACAAAUUCCAGUACAUCUUAAGCUGUAUUGGAUUUGCUGUAGGGUUGGGAAAUAUAUGGAGAUUUCCAUACUUGUGUCAGACUUAUGGAGGAGGAGCAUUCUUAAUUCCAUACUUUGUUGCCCUGAUCUUUGAAGGAAUCCCCUUGUUUCACCUUGAACUUGCCAUUGGUCAGCGCUUAAGGAAAGGUAGUGUCGGGGUGUGGAGCACCAUCUCACCAUACCUUAAAGGAGUAGGUAUUGGAUGUUUAUUUGUGUCCUUCCUGGUGAGCUUGUAUUACAACACCAUUUUAAUGUGGGUGAUGUGGUAUUUUCUGAAUUCUUUCCAAAGCCCCCUUCCUUGGAGUUCUUGUCCUCCAAAUGAAAAUAGAACAGGGCCCAUUGAAGAGUGCCAGCACAGCAACACUGUGAAUUAUUUCUGGUACAGGCAGACGCUCAACGUCACAGCAGACAUCAAUGAAAGUGGGACCAUCCAGUGGCGGCUGGUCAUGUGCUUAGUGGCUUGUUGGAUGAUUGUGUAUAUCUGUAUAAUCAGAGGUAUUGAGUCCACAGGAAAGGCCAUUUAUUUUACUGCCCUCUUUCCUUAUCUGGUAUUGACAAUCUUCCUCAUCCGAGGACUCACUCUUCCUGGAGCUACUGAAGGAUUAAUUUACCUCUUUACACCUAAUAUGAGCAUUCUCCAGAAUCCCCGGGUAUGGCUUGACGCAGCUACUCAGAUCUUUUUUUCCCUUUCACUGGCUUUUGGAGGACACAUUGCAUUUUCAAGUUACAAUCCACCCAAGAAUGACUGUGAAAAGGAUGCUGUCACCAUAGCCCUAGUGAACAGCAUGACCUCCCUCUAUGCUUCUAUAGCUGUUUUCUCUGUCCUAGGCUUCAAGGCAACAAACGAUUACUGGAACUGUCUGGACAGAAACAUCAUCAGCGUCAUCAAUGAGUUUGAUUUUCCAGACCAGAGCAUCCAGAGAGACGACUAUCUGGCCUGCUUCACGCACUUGAAUUCAACCCAGUCAGACAGGAUGGCACGUCUCCAGCUGAAGAGUUGCCACCUGCAAGAUUUUCUGGACAAGAGCGCCUCUGGCACCGGCCUGGCCUUUAUCGUCUUCACAGAGGCUAUCAUUCACAUGCCUGGCUCUCCUGGGUGGGCUGUGCUCUUCUUUGGAAUGCUGUUUUCCUUGGGUCUGACUUCUAUGUUUGGGAAUAUGGAAGGAGUACUGACGCCUAUCCUAGAUAUGCAAAUUCUGCCCAGGUCAGUCCCCAAGGAAUUAAUAACAGCUGUGAUAUGCCUAGUUUGCUGCCUCUCUGCUCUUUGUUUCACACUACAAUCUGGCAGUUACUGGCUUGAAAUCUUUGACAAUUAUGCAGCUUCCUUGAACCUGUUAAUCUUUGCCUUCUUUGAAGUUAUUGGAGUCAUUUAUGUUUAUGGAAUGAAAAGGUUCUGUGAUGAUGUGGAAUGGAUGACAGGAAGGCGCCCCAACUUCUAUUGGAAAGUGACAUGGAAAAUCAUCAGUCCUCUGCUGCUGCUGAUCAUCUUUGUAUCCUACAUCAUCCUAAUGACACAAAAGCAGCCAACGUAUGGAUCCUGGAACCCACAAUAUGAUAAUUUCCCAAUCAAGCAGGAGAAAUUCUACCCUGGCUGGGUGCAAGUCAUCUGUGUGAUGUUGUCACUUCUUCCCUGCAUUUGGGUACCCGGGGUAGCCCUUUUUCAGCUAAUCAACCGGAGACAGAAAAACGGGAAGAAUUCAUGCUCAAAACUUCGUGGCAACAAACCUUAUGAGUCUGUAGAGGACUGAAGGGGGUAAUUCUAUGUAAAAGAGGAAGGAAAUAGGGGAAUUGAUGUCAUAAACUUUGAGUUUUAGUUGUCAGGGUUGUUUUGUCACUUGAACAAAGGGGACAGUCUUCAGCAUCAGUAUGAAGAGUAGUUUAUUCAGUUGUUACCCAAGACAAUAUUCUCUCUCCUAGCCCCAGAAUAUUCUAUUCCUCAGUUUUGCCUUGAUUACUGGCUCACAAGUAGAUUUCCCAUUUGGAUGUCAAUAAUGUACACCAGCACAGUGGAUAAAGUUCCAGACCUAGAGUCAGGAAGACUCAUCUUCCUGAGUGCAAAUCUGGCCUCAGACACUUACUAGCUGUGUGACCCUCAGCAAGUCACUUCACCCUGUAUGUUUCCUUAUCUGUCAAAUGAGCUGGAGAAGAAAAUGGCAAAUCACUCCAGUAGCUUUGCCAAGAAAACCCCAAAUGGGGUCAUGAAGAGUCAGACAAGACUGAACAAUACAUACCAGAGGAAAGCAUCCUGGCCAACAAGAGAAAUGGACUCAGUAUAUUCUCAGUCUGUUAGGAGAUGGACCAUUUCAAGUGAUGUCAGCUGCUCUAAGGACAAUAAUCUAAAACCUCAUCUCCACAUAACCUGCCUAGGCACUCACAUGUUGCCCAUGCCCACCUUGUUUUCUAUUAGCCUUACUACACCUGGUUCCAUCUCCUUCCUCCUUCUCACAAGCCAUCUACUCACCAUAUAUUCUAAAUUAAGCUCUUUACCUUUUCCAGAGUCUGUUUCACAGAUCUGUAAUUACACCAGUGUAAAGCUACAGCAAUAGCAACAAAAGAAAAUGUAGAAAAGAAAAUGUGUACCAAGAAGUUCAAUGGUAAAAAUGUCCUUGUGCUAAACCUAUAAAUCAAGAUAAUAUUUAAGGAUGACAAAAUGGCAGACCAAGGAUCAGCCACCUUGCUUAUUG
Dromiciops gliroides (monito del monte) is the source of this 2793-nucleotide messenger RNA. RefSeq names its product solute carrier family 6 member 18 (gene SLC6A18). Gene Ontology annotation, biological process: sodium ion transmembrane transport. The record is from RefSeq and is a predicted model, not a curated record. The transcript is spliced from 12 exons. Lineage: Eukaryota; Metazoa; Chordata; Mammalia; Microbiotheria; Microbiotheriidae. Bases 1 to 1857 code for a protein of 618 amino acids. Gene Ontology annotation, cellular component: plasma membrane.